Molecule: messenger RNA, 831 nt
Organism: Impatiens glandulifera
Lineage: Eukaryota; Viridiplantae; Streptophyta; Magnoliopsida; Ericales; Balsaminaceae
Product: protein LIFEGUARD 2
Exons: 4
Coding region: 52-783 (243 amino acids)
Cellular component (GO): membrane
Source: RefSeq, a predicted model, not a curated record
UCUUCAAUCCUAGUUAAUAUUCAUUUGAGGGGUUUUAGGGUUUAUCACCAGAUGUGGCAGACGGCGUUCUGGAAAGAUGACGUGGAAACGGGAGUUGGCCGGCCGUUGUAUCCGACAAUGUUGGAAAGUCCAGAACUCCGAUGGGGUUUUAUUCGAAAGAUUUACUCCAUCUUGACCAUCCAAUUGUUAAUCACCGUUGCUGUCGCUGCGAUUGUCGUUACCGUCCACCCAAUCGCCGUCUUCUUCUCCACUACCCCUGCUGGAUUAGCCCUCUAUAUCAUCCUCAUCAUCAUCCCCUUCAUUGUUUUAUGCCCGUUGCAUUAUUAUAGUGAAAGACAUCCAUGGAAUUACUUCCUUUUAGCCAUUUUCACUGUCAGUCUUGGGUUUUCAGUCGGAUUAACCUGUGCUUUCACCAGCGGAAAGGUAAUAUUGGAAUCGGUGAUAUUGACUACGGCUGUGGUGGUGAGUUUGACACUGUACACUUUCUGGGCUGCUAAAAAAGGGCAUGAUUUCAAUUUCUUGGGGCCUUUCUUGUUUGGCGCCAUUUUUGUACUCAUGAUCUUCGCCUUCAUUCAGUUGUUGUUUCCCUUGGGGAAGAUCUCGGUGAUGAUUUACGGGUGUUUGGCUUCGAUAAUAUUUUGUGGGUAUAUCAUAUACGACACAGACAAUCUGAUCAAACGAUUCUCGUACGAUGAAUACAUAUGGGCAUCUGUGUCCCUCUAUUUGGACGUUAUCAAUCUCUUCCUCUCUGUUUUGACCAUCUUCAGAGCUGUUGAUUCUUGAAAUAUUACUAAGGAUGCAUGUAUAGUAUUACUAAAGAUGCAUGUUGAU